UCCGGGAUUAUUUUUGGCUUGUUUUCGUGAUGGCAGUGCCGGAAUGUUCCGUGUUGGAUGGAGACGAGCCCAGGAAUAUCCUGCAGUGAGGCAUUUCUGCUCCUCAGCAAUGAGAGAAUCCGGCUGAGGGGGGAAGAUCCCAGUCAGUGAGAGAAGCUGCUGAGCAGGAGACACACAGGGAUCUAGGCAGCAGCUACACACAGAGAAAUGGACUCCGGCCUGAGGUCCCUGCUCUCCGACCACAGCAGAUACGUGGAAUCCUUCCGGCUGUUCCUGCUCAACUCCACCGAGCACCAGUGCAUGCAGCGCUUUAUCGACACCCAGUUUCCCCACAUCGUCUCCAGUAUAGGGAAGGACAAGUCGGUGAUUGAUAUCCUGGGCAUUGGAAGUGGAUCAGGUGAGAUCGACCUGCAGAUGAUUGGCAAGAUCCAGUCUCGACACCCAGGCGUCGCCAUUAGCAACCAGAUUGUGGAACCAAGCGCUGAGCAAAUCAUUGGCUACAAGGAGCGCGUGGCUAAGGCCCCCAACCUGGGCGCGGUCUCCUUCUCGUGGCACCGCCAGACCUCCAGCGAGUAUGAGCGCCAAGUCAAUGAGGAGAAACAGAUGAGAAGUUAUGAUUUCAUUCAUAUGAUCCAGAUGUUAUAUUAUGUAAAGGAUGUUCCAGCAACAUUACGGUUCUUUAAAAGCUGCCUGGCACCCAAUGGGAAGCUCUUGAUCAUUCUCGUAUCAGGUAACAGUGGGUGGUCCAUGCUAUGGAAGAAACACGGCCCGCGGCUCCCGCUGAACGACCUCUGCCUGUACGUUACGGCGGGGGACAUCGCCCAGAUGCUGAGUUCAAUGGGCACCCGGUUCCAGAGCUACGAACUGCCGUCUGACAUGGACAUCACGGAAUGUUUCAUCGAGGGGGACAGGAACGGGGAAAUGCUGUUGGACUUUCUGACCGAGACCUGCGACUUUAAGAGAAAUGCCCCCGCUGAUCUCAGGGAGCAGAUUCUCUGCGACCUAAAAAGCCCCGAGUGUAGUACGACCAGGGAUGGGAAGGUGAUCUUUAACAACAACCUUAGUGUGAUUGUGGUGGAGAGGGAUUAGUUCAUCUCAUGUGGGGAACAUGAAAUCCUUUGUCUAACUACAUAGAGUGAUUGCACUAGUGCAGUAACCCAUAGCAACCAGCCAGCAGUUACUUCUGAUGAGUCUACAGCAGUUCAUUUACACAUUGGGGGGCUGGUCCUUCUAGAGGGACUGAGGGCCUUAGUCAGAAGCCUGGUUGGGGGGAUAGUUGAGUAGAUUACAUGUUUGCCCUCAUAGAUACUUCUGGAAGCCCACUUUGAAGGUCAAGCUAGAGUGAGAGUUGGGAUAAACACUGAUUAUCUCUACCAUAGAAUUCUGUAAGGGGAGGGUCCUGAUCAAAUGUUUCUCAAAUGGGGGCUUGUACCAAAAAAUAGUCAGAAGAUCACUGGUCUCCAGCAAGCUAGAGAACAGAUUAAUCCCUUGAGAUGGUGCAAGAUAGAUAGUAUAUAGGCAGACUAAUCCCUUGAGAUGGUGAUGAUCUAGAACCCUCUAGAAACUCUAUGAAGGUUGUUCACCCCUGAAAUAGACAAUGAAAGCUAAUUCGUGAUUGGUUGCUGUGGGUUUUGUGACUAAUGUACCCCCCCUUGGAUUUGUCUUUACAGUGCCCUAAUCCUACAUAGACCGCAUUCCCCCACUUCCAUAAUUACUUACCGACCCCACAGCCAAGGUUCCUUACUGAGCUAAUAAACACCGGAUCUCCAUACUAU
Molecule: messenger RNA, 1775 nt
Organism: Xenopus tropicalis (tropical clawed frog)
Lineage: Eukaryota; Metazoa; Chordata; Amphibia; Anura; Pipidae
Gene: hnmt
Product: histamine N-methyltransferase
Exons: 7
Coding region: 208-1089 (293 amino acids)
Biological process (GO): S-adenosylmethionine metabolic process
Cellular component (GO): cytoplasm
Molecular function (GO): S-adenosylmethionine-dependent methyltransferase activity; N-methyltransferase activity; histamine N-methyltransferase activity
Source: RefSeq, a predicted model, not a curated record